Messenger RNA from Protopolystoma xenopodis, 270 nucleotides. Lineage: Eukaryota; Metazoa; Platyhelminthes; Monogenea; Polystomatidea; Polystomatidae. The record is from the annotation of a GenBank genome assembly.
AUGACAGUCUCAUCUAUCCCAUCUGCUCGAACUCUGCAUAACCACCGCGUUUGUCAUCUCGUACCACCCAUCUCGAAAACGAGUCCGCGCCAUUCCGCGAGACUGCCACCGUCCAAGCCACUGCGGAACUUCGUCUCUUCAACUCAUCAUCCGGUUCCACCGUUUGCUGAAUCGACGCUUGCAGCCUCGAGUCAUCGUCGAUUGACGGACAAUGUUGACUCGCACGCAGCCGCCACGAUUGGGCAUGCUCUGCCACACCCAAAGACGUAG